Molecule: messenger RNA, 1705 nt
Organism: Magnolia sinica
Lineage: Eukaryota; Viridiplantae; Streptophyta; Magnoliopsida; Magnoliales; Magnoliaceae
Product: purple acid phosphatase 15
Exons: 7
Coding region: 57-1697 (546 amino acids)
Molecular function (GO): metal ion binding; acid phosphatase activity
Source: RefSeq, a predicted model, not a curated record
GUCUCUCCAGUCUAUGAAAUCAGUCCAUCUCCCAACACCAAAGAAAAACGAAGAAAAUGAACUCGAUUUUGUUCUUUUUUGCCCUAAUCUGUCUGUUAUUAUCCGUCAACCUCGUAGCUUUUGGUGGUCGGAUUCCGACGACGCUCGAUGGGCCGUUCGAACCGGCAACCAUCCCGUUCGACAACGCGCUCCGCGGCAAUGCAAUCGAUCUGCCAGCGACUGAUCCUCGGGUCGUGAGACGUGUCAAGGGCUUUGAACCGGAGCAGAUCUCAGUUUCUUUGUCUGCGACGCACGAUGCUGUCUGGAUCUCUUGGAUCACAGGUGAGUUCCAAAUUGGGGAAAACAUAAAGCCGUUGAACCCUAAAACUGUAGCGAGCUUUGUUCGGUAUGGAAUGCUAAGAUAUCCGCUGCUUCAUGAAGCUACUGGUUAUUCACUUGUUUACAAUCAGCUUUAUCCAUUUGAAGGCCUACAGAACUACACUUCUGGGAUCAUACACCAUGUUCGUCUGACAGGUCUGAAACCUGACUCACAAUAUUAUUACCGGUGUGGAGAUCCUUCAAUACCCGCCAUGAGCUCGAUCCUUGCUUUCAAGACCAUGCCGUUAUCGGGUCCUCGGAGCUACCCAAAACGAAUUGCUAUGGUUGGAGAUCUAGGUCUUACGUACAACACCACUUCCACAGUUGAACAUAUGAGAAGCAACAAACCUGAUCUGAUUUUGUUGGUUGGCGACGUGACUUAUGCAAACCUGUACCUCACGAAUGGAAGCGGGUCUGAUUGCUAUUCAUGCUCAUUUUCCAAUACCCCCAUACAUGAAACGUACCAACCUCGCUGGGAUUAUUGGGGAAGGUAUAUGCAGCCUUUGGUGUCAGAAGUUCCAAUAAUGGUGGUAGAAGGGAACCAUGAGAUAGAACUACAGAAGGGGAACCGAACUUUUGAUGCUUACAGCUCUAGAUUUGCAUUCCCGUCUGAAGAAAGUGGAUCCUCUUCUACAUUUUACUACUCCUUUAAUGCAGGUGGGAUACAUUUCAUCAUGCUUGGAGCCUACAUUGAUUAUAACAAAACAGGCAACCAAUACAAGUGGCUGGAGAGAGACUUGGCUAAUGUUGACAGAUCAGUGACUCCAUGGUUGGUAGCUACUUGGCACCCACCUUGGUACAGCUCGUACAAAGCCCAUUACAGAGAAGCAGAAUGCAUGCGGGUGGAAAUGGAAGAACUUCUCUACUCUUAUGGUGUCAAUAUCAUCUUCAAUGGGCAUGUUCAUGCCUAUGAAAGAUCAAACCGUGUGUAUAACUAUACAUUGGAUCCCUGCGGUCCUGUCUACAUCACGGUUGGAGAUGGUGGCAAUCGAGAAAAGAUGGCGAUUUCGCAUGCAGACGAUCCAGGCAACUGCCCAGAACCGUCCAGCACACCUGAUAGUUAUAUGGGUGGUUUCUGCGCUUCCAACUUUACGUCGGGCCCAGCAGCAGGUAAGUUCUGCUGGGAUCGCCAACCUGAUUUCAGCGCAUUCAGAGAGAGUAGCUUCGGCCAUGGAAUUUUGGAGAUGAUGAAUGAGACAUAUGCAUUGUGGACAUGGCACAGGAACCAGGACAUGUACAACAGCUCAGGGGACCAGAUUUACAUUGUGAGGCAACCCGACAAGUGCCCCACCCAACCAAAGGUGGUUAACAAACCUAUGAAAUUGCAUUUCUUAAUUUGAUUUUUUUU